AGAAUACUAAUCUGAAUUUCGAGAAGCGGCAAAAGACAGGAUCAAUGACGAAGUCGUGGAUAAAUUGCCUGAACUACGUGUCAUGUCAAAGCCAUGCAGUGAUGCCACGCCACCUGCUUGCUUCGUAGUUCUCAUCUCAUGGAAAGCAUCGGAUGGUCGCCUAUAAACCCAAACUUACACUUCAACUUUGACCUUCCUAAUUUGACGCUUCAAGUCACUUUCCGGUCAUGGAUCUAAUUCACAAGUUUCUUAACUUAGUAGCCCCUCCGUUUACCUUCUUCUCCCUAUGCUUUUUCUUGCCACCUUAUCUUCUUUUCAAGUCCUUCCUCUAUGUAUUCUACUCCAUUUUCAGUGAGGACGUUUCCGGCAAGGUCAUCCUUAUAACUGGCGCAUCUUCAGGAAUAGGAGAGCACUUGGCUUACGAGUACGCGAAGAGAGGAGCCCGCUUAGCCCUUGUAGCCCGCAGAGAGAAUCGACUGAGAGAAGUUGUUUAUAGAGCGGAGGAGUUGGGCUCUCCUGAUGUUCUCAUGAUUCUUGCUGAUGUGCAGAAAGUCGAUGAUUGUAGCCGAAUCGUUGAUGAAACUGUUAGUCAUUUUGGAGGUGUAAGUACCCAUGCACUUUUAGAUCAGAUGCUUGUACGUUAAUGUCAUUUUGCUAUUUUUAUUCAGAUAAUUAAUGGACCUAAUGCUUGUGUUUUAGUGGAUCAUCUUGUCAAUAAUGCCGGAAUCGGCGCCGUCUCCAUGUUUGAAGAAAUUACAGAUAUCACCAAUUUUAGGAUGAUAAUGGACACAAACUUCUGGGGUUCAGCUUUUAUGACACGUUUUGCCGUUCCGUACUUAAGGGACAGCAGAGGAAAGAUUAUAGUCCUCUCUUCCUCUGGUUCAUGGCUGCCACUGCCAAGAAUGAGCAUCUACAAUGCAAGCAAAGCAGCAUUGGUGACCUUCUUCGAGACAUUAAGGGUUGAAUUAGGAUCUGAUGUUAGUGUACUAAUAGUGACGCCUGGUCAUACAGAGUCUGAAUUGACCCAAGGCAAGUUUAUGUUAGCUGAAGGCAAAGUGGAUGUGGAUCAAGACUUGAGGGAUGUUCAAGUGGGUCCGAUCCCAGUCGAAACAGUUAGCGGAUGCGCCAAAGGAAUAGUAAACAGCGCUUGCAGGGGAGAUAAGUAUCUGACAGAGCCAGCAUGGCUCAGGGUAACGUGGCUAUGGAAGGUAUUUUGCCCUGAUAUGCUUGAAUGGAAUUAUCGUUUUCUGUUUCUUAACAGACCAGAAGAACCAGCCACGGAAGCUCCUACCAAGAAAAUUCUUGAUAUGACUGGAGCUAAGAAAAUCCUCUACCCUGAGACUAUUCAAACGACUGAGCCCAAGAUCGAGUGAGAUAAAGAGUAUGCCUGAAACUGCUCUUCAAAGUGAAUGCCUGUGUUUUGAAAUUCAAAUUCGAAUCGAUACUUCCUUUUUUUUCUUUUGGGUAUCAGAAACUCUGUAGUGUGCAGUGACUUUUGAAGUUGUGAUUGUAGGAGGAGUGCUUUCUUUUUUUACAUUUGAAAUUUUAAGAAAUUCUCUCUUGUCGUUUACGCUAUAUUGCAAAACACUGCAAGUGAAAUGACAGGUUGUUGGUGUCGUUUGGAUUA
Molecule: messenger RNA, 1627 nt
Organism: Jatropha curcas
Lineage: Eukaryota; Viridiplantae; Streptophyta; Magnoliopsida; Malpighiales; Euphorbiaceae
Source: RefSeq, a predicted model, not a curated record